AUGGGAGAGGCGCAGACCGAUUAUUCUCUCCAGUAUCGCGGUGUACCGUACGUGCCAGCUUCGCUUCCUCCAGAGCUGCCGUCGUCAUUGCAGUAUGAUUCCCUAACGCUGAGCGACUUCAGCCAACAACCACAUGGCUUCGGCGGCUCUGCCGGUGAAAAUUCCGGAUUAAACACACCCCAAAAUAUCGAUUUGGGCGACAGGGAAGACGAACCUCAACCACUUAGA
Neospora caninum is the source of this 228-nucleotide messenger RNA. RefSeq lists its product as hypothetical. The record is from RefSeq and is a predicted model, not a curated record. The transcript has 3 exons. The annotation marks the transcript as partial. NCBI's taxonomy places the organism in Eukaryota, Apicomplexa, Conoidasida, Eucoccidiorida, Sarcocystidae.